CGUCCCGCCGACGGCGCCUGCGCAGAGCCAAACGUUGGCGCCGCUGAGAGAGGGCUGCCCGGCCGCGGCGAUGGGGGCGGCGGCGGCCGAGGCCGAUCGGACCCUCUUCGUGGGGAACCUGGACCCCAAGGUCACCGAGGAGCUCAUCUUCGAGCUGUUCCACCAGGCAGGCCCGGUAAUUACGGUUAAAAUCCCCAAGGACAGAGACGGCAGGCCGAAGCAGUUUGCGUUCGUGAAUUUCAAACAUGAGGAAUCCGUCCCGUACGGAUUGAGCCUGCUCAACGGGAUCAAACUGUACGGAAGGCCCAUCAAAAUCCAGUUCCGAUCAGGGAGCAGUCACGCAUCUCAAGAUGGCAAUCCAUUGUGUUCCCCUCACGGAGCCGCCAGCACCAGCCUGUCUAGCACGCUGCAUCCGGCUUCAAACUGCAGCAGAUAUGACAGGGGUCCUGACAGCAUGGUAGCAGCGGGAUUCACAUCAUCACAGCGGUCUCUGCCGCUUGCUGAGAACCUUCAGAGACAAGCGGUGAUGAACAGCACCAUGUGGCAGCAGCCCCCGUUCGGGGGGAAGUAUGAGCAGCCUGGCUUUGCCCUGCCUGGCUACCAGCAUGCUCCUCAUGGCUUCCACCCCUUGCCAGCCUCCCAAAUGCCACGGCGCCCAGAGAUGCCUGUGUCACGCAAGGGCAGGCUGAGCGCCCACCCCUACCACCUGGACGGCAGGCACUUUGGUCGUGAGCAGCGCUUUGGGGACCGGGGCCCUGACUACUGCAGGGGCAAGAGGGAGGAGUACGGCUUUGAGGAGAGGGGGCACGAUGCUGGUGCCGAGCAUCACUUCAGGGCAGGCAGAGAGGAACCUGGCUAUGACGACAGGCACGGUGAUGGCUGGAACCAUGACUACCGGAGGGAGAGCUACAGAGACAGAGAGGCCAAGUGGCACCCGGCGCGGCAUUAACGCCUGUGCGGCAGGCUUCAAAGAACUUGACAGCAGAGAAUGCUCAAUCUGUUUCUUACUGAGUACACAUAUAAAAAAAUACCGACCAAUCCAUCAAAGUUACCUUUUAAUGUUUGUAAAACUACUAAUGGCGUAGCCCUCCAAAACUAGCAUCUGAAUUUUAGGCGUGUUAACUCUGUACCUCAGGGCUUUUUGUGGGGAAAUGACCCGAUGUGCUGCCGUUUCGGAGAAACCGUACUGCAGGGAAGCAGCUGUUGAUGCUUUUGCAGUGGGGUGGAAGGGGGCCAGUCUGUACCAGCUGUGGGGGUAACCCCCUUUUAAACGGAGGUGGGACGGGUGCUUUCUGCCAUCUUAAAAUAUUUCGCACGGCAUUUUUGAUACAGAAAAUGUGAAUGUUCCUUAGAGAAUUAAAAGUCUCCCUGGAAGAAAGCUCA
This is a messenger RNA of Falco peregrinus (peregrine falcon), 1383 nucleotides long. It is a transcript of the gene RBM7, whose product is annotated as RNA binding motif protein 7. The record is from RefSeq and is a predicted model, not a curated record. Gene Ontology annotation, cellular component: nucleus. The transcript has 5 exons. Gene Ontology annotation, molecular function: single-stranded RNA binding. Gene Ontology annotation, biological process: regulation of alternative mRNA splicing, via spliceosome. Bases 71 to 949 code for a protein of 292 amino acids. NCBI's taxonomy places the organism in Eukaryota, Metazoa, Chordata, Aves, Falconiformes, Falconidae.